Molecule: messenger RNA, 546 nt
Organism: Monosiga brevicollis MX1
Lineage: Eukaryota; Choanoflagellata; Craspedida; Salpingoecidae
Exons: 5
Coding region: 1-546 (181 amino acids)
Biological process (GO): intermembrane lipid transfer; ceramide transport
Cellular component (GO): cytosol; membrane; cytoplasm
Molecular function (GO): ceramide 1-phosphate transfer activity; ceramide 1-phosphate binding
Source: RefSeq, a predicted model, not a curated record
AUGUCAGAAGAAAUGUUGUGGAAGGGGGCAACUGUCACAGAGAGAGAGAGAGAGAGAGAGAGAGAGAGAGAGAGAGAGAGAGAGAGAGAGAUUUGCCGGUUGCACGACACCGCCAAGUCCUUGGACGAGGCUUCAUCCCACGGACAAACGGACACGGACAAGUACCUUGUUUGCUUUCGUGAGAUUUCCAAUGUCCUUGGUUGCUUUGGCAUGGUCUUUGGCUUUGUGACCAAAGAUAUCAACGCCAAGAUUGAGAUUCUCCAGGAGCUGCGCGAGAAAAACGCCCUUGGCUGGGAACUGCUACCCCGCGACUGUUCGUUGAUGUGUCACGAAUUCUCAGGCGAGGCUUAUCAAUUCCUCGAAAACAUGGUCGAGGCAGAAGUCGCCAACAACACAACUACUCUGCCCCGCGGUGGCCGCUCGGGAAGCCGCACACUUCUCCGCCUGCACCGUGCCCUCGAAUUUUUUGUGCGCUUCUUGGAGCGGGUGUUGGAGAUUGCCGAUGAUGACAGCGCCGCUCAGGCUGCGCAGACUGCCUACAGGUGA